ACAAGAGAGAGAAAGAGAGAAAACAAUGGUCGCCUCGUCUCUCUCUCUCUCUCUCUCUCUCUCUCUCUCUCCUAUUUUCUCUUUUUCCUGGUUUCACUUUUGGGUUAUCCAGCCAGAUGGCUCAGAUCCAAUGAAAACCAACAGGAAAACAGUUGGUACCACCACCCAACCCAAAUGAAAAUGAAAAUGAAAUGAGAACGAUAAGAAGCCCCCUCAUCUCAUUAAUCACAUAACAUCAUUUAUAGUCUCAUUAAGGAUUCCAACCCCAGAUUAAUUAAUUUUUUUAGCUGAGCCCCCUCCCUUCUACCUUCUCUUUUUGGUCCCUCACUCACUUUCCAUUUAUACCAAUUACCUUUCCAUUCAUUUACACCUGUAUCACUCAUCAUCUUCUUCUUCUUCUUCUUCUUCUUUUCAAACCCUACAAAAUUAAAAGCUGAAAUUAAAAUUUGGGACAAGGGUAUAAUGACAACGAGAGGGAGCAGAUCAGAGAAGGUCAAGAGGAUUUUCCACCAAUUCGAUGAAAACCAUGACGGAGGUCUCAACAGAGACGAAAUGGCCGCGCUCGUUGUGGCGGUAAACCCUAGGGUCAAGUUCAGCGACGAGCAGAUCAAUGCCAUUCUCGACGAGGUCUUCCGGACCUACGGUGACUUCAUCGACGGUGAGAAGGGCCUCACCUAUGAGGGCCUCUUGCGGACCUACGACGACGGUGCCGGUGACGUGGACCGUGACUUCGACGCGCUCGGUUUGGAGCUCACCUUGGACGAGACCAAAGCUUCCAUGGCCUCCGAGGCCUCGUCGUCCUCGAUAGUCGACGAACGCCUCGUUGAGUCGCAAAAGAAGCAGAGAACGGCGGCCUGGGCGGUGUCACCCAACCACGGGAUCGUGUUCGACGACACGUGGAAGAUUGUCGACGAUUUAGAGAUUUUGGUGAAGAGGUUGAAGGCGAAGCAAGCCAAAGAUGGGAAAUUGAAAGCCGACAAUAUCGACGCUUUUUCCGAUGCCGGGUGGUCUAGAGAAUUGGGACCUUCUUCAGAGAUUUCGGAUAAAAGGGUAUUUUGGGAAGAGUCUGGGCACGAGUAUGCUGCGUUUGUUAAAGAAUUGGGGGUGUUAAGGAGCCGAGCCGAUGGAGCAAGGUCACGUGAGCAGGCCUUCGAUGGUCACAUGGCGAUUGGGAGGGUUCUGUAUGAGCACCAGCUGUUCAAAGAGGCGUUGGUGAGUUUCAAGAGGGCUUGUGAAUUGCAACCAGUGGAUGUGAGGCCACAUUUCAGAGCUGGGAACUGCUUGUAUGUUCUUGGCAGAUACAAAGAGGCUAAAGAUGAGUUUUUGUUGGCGCUCGAGGCGGCGGAGGCCGGUGGGAACCAGUGGGCUUAUUUGCUUCCACAGAUUUAUGUGAAUCUCGGGAUUGCGCUUGAAGGUGAAGGUAUGGUUUUAAGUGCUUGUGAGUAUUAUAGAGAAGCUGCAAUUCUUUGUCCAACUCAUUUUAGAGCUUUGAAACUUUUGGGUAGUGCUCUUUUUGGGGUUGGGGAAUAUAGAGCGGCUGUCAAGGCCUUGGAGGAAGCCAUUUUUAUGAAACCGGACUAUGCCGAUGCGCAUUGUGAUUUGGGUUCGGCUUUGCAUGCCAUGGGUGACGAUGAUAAGGCAAUUGUGAUCUUUCAGAAAGCCAUUGAUUUGAAACCUGGUCAUGUAGAUGCUUUGUACAAUUUGGGUGGGCUUUAUAUGGAUGCUGGCAGAUUUCCGAGAGCUUCUGAGAUGUAUACUAGGGUUUUAGCUGUGUGGCCCAACCAUUGGCGUGCUCAGCUUAACAAGGCUGUGUCCUUGUUAGGAGCUCGGGAAACUGAGGAAGCUAAGAAGGCUUUGAAGGAAGCAUUGAAAAUGACCAACAGGGUUGAAUUACAUGAUGCCAUUGCACAUUUGAAGCAGCUGCAGAAGAAGAAGGUGAAGGGGAAUGGGGGUGCCAAUGGGGAGGGUUCGUUUGUCGUUGUGGAACCUACAAAAUUUAGGACAGUUGGCGAGAGGACUACAUUGAGGCAAGACUUGGCCAAUGCACUUGAGAUUAGGGCCUUUCAGAGGAUUACCAGGUUGAGUCGUUGUGAUGUGGAGUUGCUUAAGAAGGAAAUGAAUGAUGGCGAUGUACCUGUUUCGUAUUCUGGUACUGGUGUUCCUCAGAGAUCCAUACGCAAGCCUAACUUGGAAGAAAUUCUCCGCAGGUUACUUGAUUUCCUAAAACCAGAGACUUUUCAAGGAGCUGUUAAAGCCAUAAACGAGAGGAUACUCUCCGUCUUUGAUGAUACGGGCUCAGGCAGAGUGGACUUGGGCAUGUUUUUUGCUGUUCUGGCUCCUAUUUGCAGUGGCCCGCCAGAAAAGCGCAAACGAGUUGCAUUUGAUGCGCUCUUGUGGCGUCCUGUGAACGAAGGUGGUGGUGCUCAGAUAAGAAAAGUCGAUGCCACAAGAUAUAUCAAACUGUUGAGAGCCAUAUAUGUUCCUUCCCAUGGGGUUAGUGAGAUGCUGGAACUCCAUGGAGAAGAUCUUUCCAUGAUGUCUUUCACAGAGUUUCUUGUCAUGUUUGAUGACACAGAUUGGGGUUUUGGUAUCAUGUCCACGUUGUUGAAGCUUGAAACUGGGGACAGGAACCGUCACGGCAACCGUAUCUGCUCGGUCUGCCGCUAUCCGAUUAUUGGGUCCCGUUUUAAGGAGAUAAAAUCUCAUUUCAGUUUGUGUAAUCAAUGCUACAGCGAGGGAAAGGUGCCUCCUGCCCAUAAGCAGGAAGAGUACAAAUUCAGAGAAUAUGGAAGUGAGGCUGAAGCCAUGAAAGACAAGUGCAAGUGCUUCACAUUGCAAUCCCAUAGUGACCCAUAGCUAUAGACUUUAUUUUUGUGUAUUCUGUAUAAUUCCUUCUUCAUAAUCGUAGUUGUUCAGUGUGAAAUAUAUAGAUCAUGAAUGUGUUCUGUGGGCAUUAUGCCCUUGUAUAAUACAUUGUUCCCACCGGUGUUUCUGAUGUCUCUCUGCCAUAUCAUCUGUAUAACGUUGCUUCUCUUUUCCAACACUCAGAUGUUGUAUGGUUUCACUGUCCUCUCCUCUGUAUAGAAGGAGAGGGUUGGGAGGCUCUUUAAUUGCAUGAUGAUCGAUAUUUGUUCUUGGUA
Molecule: messenger RNA, 3140 nt
Organism: Prunus dulcis (almond)
Lineage: Eukaryota; Viridiplantae; Streptophyta; Magnoliopsida; Rosales; Rosaceae
Exons: 1
Coding region: 463-2856 (797 amino acids)
Cellular component (GO): plasma membrane
Molecular function (GO): protein binding; calcium ion binding
Source: RefSeq, a predicted model, not a curated record